This is a messenger RNA of Aspergillus clavatus NRRL 1, 2991 nucleotides long. RefSeq names its product putative NRPS-like enzyme (gene tmpL). The record is from RefSeq and is a predicted model, not a curated record. Bases 1 to 2991 code for a protein of 996 amino acids. The transcript has 8 exons. NCBI's taxonomy places the organism in Eukaryota, Fungi, Ascomycota, Eurotiomycetes, Eurotiales, Aspergillaceae.
AUGGAAUCUUCUUUUACACGCCACGCAGACGGGAUCCUUUCCCGAGAAUUUGGAUUUGGCCCGCAGCGGGCAAUUCCAUAUCCCACCGCUCAUCAUGCUUUCCUUCAUCAUGCUCUCGAAGACCCGGGUUUGCUUGCGUUGCACGACCUUUCCGAGGGAGCCCCCCGGGAAGUCAGCUACGGUAAGCUGCUUCAGUAUGCCCAGUUCGUUACGCUGCAGCUGCAGAAGCAAGGGGUCACUGCUGGUAGCAGGGUUGUUCUCGUAACGAAGCGCGGGCUCGACAUGGUAGCAGGUAUUCUCGGUAUUCUCAUGUGCGGUGCGCAGUAUAUUCCCUUAGACGGCGCUGUUGUCCCCGAUCAGACACUUGAACAUGCCCUCGCGCAAUCCGAGAGCAGAGUUGUUCUAUGUUCUCGUUCCUUUCAACACCGAAUCUCCUCGAAUGGCCAGGUAUCUUCUAUCCUUCUGCUAGAGGAUCUAGUUCAGGAGGCGGACCGUACUGGCCAUUCUGUGGAAGCUGGCCAGGUCAUCUGUCAGGGGGAUGAAAACUCCGGUUGUUAUGUGAUCUUCACCUCUGGCACCACUGGCACCCCGAAAGGUGUUGAUGUGACUCACAAGAAUGUCACCAACGUUGUUUGCCAGAGCCCUGGGAAUCUGGGCAUAUCGCGUGGUUCGAAGGUAGGACAGGUACUGUCCAUCAGCUUUGACAUGGGUGCUUGGGAGAUUUUAGGCAGUCUUUCUAACGGAGCCACGCUGGUGUUGCGUGGAUCAGAUUGGCACGCCGCUUUGCGACAGAUUGACACUUUGAUCUGUACACCAAGCAUUCUGAAUCGGUAUCGCCCUGAGGACUAUCCCAACAUUCGAUGCAUUGCCACAGCAGGCGAGCCCUGUCCCCAGAGUCUAGCGGACAAGUGGGCAGCAAAUGGAGUUGAUUUCUACAACUGCUGCGGUCCAACGGAGGUGACUAUCAUUAACACGAUGCACAGGCAUCACCAUGGCCAACCUUUAACAAUUGGUCAACCGCUCCCGAACAAUAACGUAUAUAUCUUGGAUGACGAGAAAAAUCCCGUGAAAUUUGGAGAAAUUGGCACAGUAUGGGCCGGAGGCAUGGCCGUUACCCGGGGAUAUUUGGGGCUAUAUGAGAAGACUGUCGAACGUUAUCACUACGAUCCCUUCGUUAACGACAGUCACUCACAGAUGUUCAACACUGGUGACUUGGCGAGGUGGUUACCGGACGGUAACCUCGAGAUGCUGGGAAGAAAGGAUGACCAGGUGAAGAUCAAGGGAUUCCGAGUCGAAUUAGACGGCGUGAGUGCAUCAUUAGCUGCGUGUCCGGGGGUUAAGAGAGCUGCCGCACUCCUGGUUGAAGGGCAGUUGAUCGGCUUCUUAACUCCCAAAUCGUGCAAUGUUGAAUCCAUCCGGACUCAUCUGAGUAAAUUAUUGCCCUACUAUGCCACCCCUUCCGAAUGGCAUGCUGUCGAAGCAUUUCCUUUGACCCCGAACGGAAAGAUUGAUAAAUAUGCCCUCACACAGCAGUUUCAUGUCGUGUCAGAAACUUCAUCCGUCAGUACUUCUGGUGCGCUCGGAGAGAAGAAGGCCGUCACUCAAAGCUCUACCGAUCCAAGUACAUCUGUCAAUUUAGGAUCAUGCGAAUCGCUUCAGAAGCCGGUGCCGUUGCCCGUUAAAAAAGAUGGCAAGCUCCUCCGCGGACUUCGUUACCGGAUUUUCAUCGUGUACCGAAGGUUGUUCACCCUCGUUUGGCUGGCAAAUAUUGCUGCGCUCCUGUGCAUCGUGCUCAUCCCAGCAAUUGAUCGUCAGUGGAUCUCAAUACUCGCCUACAUCAACCUCACCAUCGCUGUUCUGGUCCGUCAAGAUGCCGUUAUCAAUAUUCUCUACACAGCAUGCUGCUCCGUACCCAAAUCUUGGCCACUGGCAAUCCGAAAGCGAUGCGCAAAGAUCUAUCAUCUUGGAGGCGUGCACUCUGGCGCUGCUAUAGCUGCUACCUGUUGGUUUGCGGGCUCGAUUGGAUACAACAUCAGUCGCCUUGUGCGGGAGGGUCGUCUCAUUGCACAAGUUUCACCUGCAACCCUCACGCUCUCCGUGAUUGUGCUUUCCCUCUUAUUUGGCAUGAUUGCAUCUGCCUAUCCAGCCCUCCGAAAAGCGCGACACAAUACGUUUGAGAGCAUACAUCGCUUCGUCGGUUGGACCGUUCUCACUAUCAUAUGGGUCCAAACAAUGUUGUCUAUCCGGGACCAAACAUCUGUGCACCAGUCCCUUGGCAGACAGGUUCUCAUUUCGCCCAAGUUUUGGAUGCUGGUUGUUAUCACUUUGAGCAUCGCAAGCUCUUGGGCUUUUCUCAAAAGGGUCCCUGUCGAUGCCGAAGUCCUCUCGAACCAUGCGGUUCGUCUCCAUUUUGACUACACAAUGCCAGUCAAUGGAACAUUCACACGCCUUUCGCAACGGCCAUUGCUGGAGUGGCAUUCCUUCGCCACUGUUCCAGCCCCAGUAGCCGCAAAUGGCAGACCUAAAGGUUAUUCACUUGUUGUCUCUCGCGCGGGGGACUGGACAGGACGACAGAUUAGCAACCCCCCAACCCAUUUCUGGACUCGAGGUAUCCCCACUUGUGGCGUCAUGCGCAUCGCUACGCUAUUCAACAAAGUUGUUCUCGUGGGAACAGGUUCCGGGAUCGGACCACUGCUGGGCCAUAUUCAGGUCCCAACCUGUCCCUUCCGCUUGGUAUGGUCCACGUCCAACCCCGAAGUUACAUUCGGAAAGGAUAUGAUGGCUGCUGUCUACGGCGCGGAUCCCCAUGCAGUAGUGCACGAUACCAAAAAGCAGGGUCGGCCUGACCUGGUGCAGCUGACGUGGGAUGCGGUGCAGAGCUUCGGGGCCGAGGCUGUGAUUGUCAUUUCGAACGAGAAAUUGACUAAGAAGGUGGUUUACGGGAUGGAAACAAGGGGAGUGCCGGCGUAUGGGGCUAUUUGGGAUAGUUAA